AUGAUGUCGGGAACGGACAAGAGUGACCGUGAUUAUUACAGAUGGGGCCAGCGUGAUAAGCUUGAUAACGAGCUUGAUGGAGAGGGCCAAGCUCAGUUGAUCGAUUGCCAAACAAUCGACUUUUCAUAUAUGGGGGCUUCAAUGAAGCCUGAUCAUGAGAUCCAUGAAGACGGAAUGCUUGUUCUCGAUAUCAAUGAAGUACCCGCCCAGGAAGAAGACAUUCCUCAGAUGAUGGAUGAGAUCCCGCAAAACCACAAUCAGGCUGGCACUAGUAGCAUACUAGACAUGUAUUUGGAGCAACAAAGUUCAGAAGAGCCCUGGAAGGCAAGUGAAAACCGCAAGUAG
Messenger RNA from Talaromyces amestolkiae, 345 nucleotides. RefSeq lists its product as uncharacterized. The record is from RefSeq and is a predicted model, not a curated record. The transcript has 2 exons. Lineage: Eukaryota; Fungi; Ascomycota; Eurotiomycetes; Eurotiales; Trichocomaceae. Bases 1 to 345 code for a protein of 114 amino acids.